CUACCUACCUUACCUAUAUUGAAAUGACCAUACCACCCCCUCAAAAGAAGCCCCUUUUUUCAUAUAAAUAUCUUCGCCUUCGAAAACCCAUCCACAAGAUCAUCAACCAACCCCCUCCCGCUCCGCUCUUCCCUAGUCCACCAAGACAGACCAAUAUCCCGAAUCCCCUAUUUUAUGCACCCCCACCCCAUCAAUCCCAUCAUCUUCACACAAACAAAUAAAAAGUAGACAAGUAAGGUAAAGUAAGGUAAGGUAAAGUAAGGUAAGGUAAGGAAACGACUUCAGCCAGCAAAGGGACAUACAUCAUGUUCCCCUUCCCCCCUUUCCCCCCCAAAAGAAAUCUCCGACUAUUCCCCCCAUUCCCACUGUACCUACCUUACCUACUCUCCUACAUGCACUUGCCUUCUUCCUCCCACCUUCCUUCCACCUCACCCCCCACAAAAAGAAAAGCCCUCUCAGAAUAAUGCGCCGCACAGCAUGAAACUUCAUUUCU
Amorphotheca resinae ATCC 22711 is the source of this 493-nucleotide messenger RNA. RefSeq lists its product as hypothetical. NCBI's taxonomy places the organism in Eukaryota, Fungi, Ascomycota, Leotiomycetes, Helotiales, Amorphothecaceae. Bases 24 to 221 code for a protein of 65 amino acids. The record is from RefSeq and is a predicted model, not a curated record. The transcript has a single exon.